This is a messenger RNA of Amaranthus tricolor (Joseph's coat), 3226 nucleotides long. RefSeq names its product protein EIN4. The record is from RefSeq and is a predicted model, not a curated record. NCBI's taxonomy places the organism in Eukaryota, Viridiplantae, Streptophyta, Magnoliopsida, Caryophyllales, Amaranthaceae. Gene Ontology annotation, molecular function: protein binding; ethylene receptor activity; ethylene binding. Gene Ontology annotation, cellular component: endoplasmic reticulum; endoplasmic reticulum membrane. The transcript is spliced from 2 exons. Bases 710 to 2938 code for a protein of 742 amino acids. Gene Ontology annotation, biological process: response to ethylene; phosphorelay signal transduction system.
CCAAUUGCCAUACCGCUUUCUCACUUUCCUUUCCUUUUCAUCCUUCAAACUUCUAAGCAAGCUCCUACCUUUUCUUAUAUCUUUCCUCAUUUUCUGUUUACAGAAAAGGAAAAUUCCUAUUUUAAUCCAAUCAAAUUGGAUCCACCAUACUCAAUUUGGUGUUUUUUUAUUAAAAUCUUUCUGGGUCUUUUGAUUUCUUUAAUAGUUUUGUACAAUCUCAAAUCUCUUACCCUUUUUAGCUUCAAGAAAAAGCUAGUGGGUCUUGCUGUUACAGUAGUAAUCUUGUUGGGUUUUGCUGAAUUCGAAAGUUUGAGCUACAUAAUUGGUUGGUGUCUUGGUGGGUUUUUGAUAGUUGCUAACAAGAAUCAAUUCAGGUUAGUUUUUGCUUGUAAAAAUAAAUUUCUGCUGAUUUUUGAAGUUUUCGAUUCAAUUAGCUUCUCUUGUCUUCUGGGAUUUUGAUUAGUUGGAGAAACAGUAAAGGGGAUUUGUUCGUGAUUUCACCCUUUAUUAAAAAAGUGGAUUUGAUCAAAUUAUAUUCGAAAUUUAGGUUUUGGUUUUGCCAUUGAGAUUUGCAUGGACUUGCGUCAAAUUGGGUUUUUCAUAGAUUGAUGUUCUGCUAAUGGGUAUAUUCAUUGCUUCUGGUUUAAGUUUUUCAUAGGAAUGAUUUAUUUGAUCUUUAUGGAUUGAGAAUAAGUGUGUUAUUGGUGCAAUGUUGAGAGUAUUAGCCAUUGGAUUGUUGGUUUGCACUCUCAUACUGUGUUUAUUCCCAUUUGGCUAUGGAGAUUCAAAUUGUAAUUGUGAUGAUGAGGGAUUUUGGACUAUUAAUUUCAUUAUGGAAUGCCAAAAAGUGAGUGACUUUUUGAUUGCAAUUGCUUAUUUCUCUAUUCCCAUUGAGCUGAUUUACUUCAUUAGCUGUGCAAAUAUACCUUUCAAAUGGGUCCUUGUUGAAUUCAUUGCUUUUAUUGUACUUUGUGGAAUGACCCAUUUGCUCAAUGGAUGGACUUAUUUUGGUCCUCACUCAUUCCAACUUAUGAUGUCUCUUACAAUAUUCAAAUUCCUAACAGCUUUGGUUUCGUGUGCCACGGCUAUAACCCUUCUAACUUUGAUCCCUCUUUUACUAAAAUUGAAAGUUAGAGAAGUGUUUUUGACACAAAAUGUUAUGGAAUUGGACCAAGAGGUUGGAAUGAUGAAGAGAAAGAAGGAAGCUAGUUGGCACGUGCGAAUGCUCACUCGAGAGAUAAGGAAAUCACUUGAUAAGCUUACUAUAUUAGAGACUACUUUGGUUGAACUUUCCAAUAUUUUGGACCUGCAAAAUUGUGCUGUUUGGAUGCCAAAUAGUAACAAGACUGCAAUGAAUUUGACUCACGAGCUGAAGCCAAGCCCAUCGAAUAUCUUUCCUAGAAUUAUCCCGAUAGAUGAUCACGAUGUCAAGGAGAUAUGUAAUAGCAAAAUGGUGACGAUUUUGAGGCCGGAUUCAAGGUUGGGAAUGGCAAGCAGUGGGGGUUUGGAACAGCCUGGUUCUGUGGCAGCAAUUCGGAUGCCUUUGCUGAACGCCUCAAAUUUUAAAGGUGGUACUCCUGAAUUCGUCCAGACGUCUUAUGCCAUGUUAGUUUUGGUUCUUCCGAGCUCCAAUGAAAGAGUUUGGAGCAAUCAUGAAUUAGAGAUAGUAGAAGUGGUUGCUGAUCAAGUGGCUGUGGCUCUUUCUCAUGCUAAUGUUCUUGAAGAGUCUCAGCUGAUGAGAGAUCAACUUAAGGAGCGGAAUCGUACUCUGCAGCAGGCGAAGAAAGAUGCGAUUAUGGCAAACCAAGCCAGAGAUUCUUUUCAGAAGGUUAUGAGCCAUGGAAUGAGGAGACCGAUGCAUUCGAUUCUUGGCCUUCUUUCGAUGUUUGAAGAUAAUAUGAACUGUGAGCAAAGGAUUGUGGUUGACACCAUGGUUAGAACUGGUAAUGUUAUCACAACUUUGAUAAACGACGUAACAGAGGUAUCUGCAAAAGAUAAUGGAAGGUUCCCAUUGGAGAUGAGGCCUUUCAACCUGCAUUCCAUGAUUAAGGAAGCUUCUUGCUUGGCCAAAUGUUUAUUUGUCUAUCAAGGAUUCAGUUUUUCUCCUGAUGUUCAAACUAGUUUGCCUGCCCAGGUAAUUGGUGAUGAGAGAAGAACUUUUCAGGUCUUGCUACACAUGGUAGGACACCUACUACAUAUUUCCAACUGCGGCUGUUUUAUCACUUUUCGGGUUUCUGAAGAAAAGGGCAGCGAGGGAAAGAACGAUAAAUGGGGCAUGUGGAAAUCAGUUAGUGCCAAUGAAUACAUCAAAAUAAAGUUCGAGUUCGAGAUUAGUGGAGGUAUUGCAACAGAUGGUAUGAGAAGAACCCACAAUGAUGGAAACAAGGAAGUAUUGAGCUUUAGCAUGUGCAAAAGGCUAGCUCAGAUGAUGCAGGGUGAUAUUUGGAUAUCGUUGAACUCAUACGGCUUACCGCAAAACAUGACUCUUCUUCUUCGAUGUCAACAACUAAGACGCCUUUCCGAGGGAAACAUGUACGCUUCGGAGCAUACAUAUUCUAGCUCAUUCCGAGGCGUAAAAGUCUUGAUAGCCGAUGACGACAAUGUGAAUCGGACCGUCACAAAGAGGCUGCUCGAGAAGCUAGGCUGUGAAGUGUCUGCCAGUUCGUCGGGUUACGAAUGCCUAACUGCCUUAGCACCGUCACCAAACACUUAUCGGGUUGUGCUACUUGACCUUAAUAUGCCUGAAAUCGAUGGCUUCGAAGUCGCUCGGAGAGUCCGGAAAUUGUAUGGUCGCAACGGCCCAUUACUAAUAGCUCUGACGGCAAGUGUAGAGGAGAAUAUAUGGGAGCGAUGUCUACAGAUCGGGAUAAAUGGUCUGAUACGUAAACCUGUGAUAUUACAAGGAAUGGUCGAUGAACUCCGUAGGAUCCUUAAGUGAUCGUAUGCGUGUUUCGAAGGAUUAGGGUUUGUAGAACAUUGGCGCGAAAUCGGGUAUCUUGUUUGCUCAUAUUCAUAGCUGAUGUUCCAGACUUAUAUUUUUUGGAAACUUUAGUGUAAAAUGACUGACUUACAGUUUUCAUUAUGUUCACAUAAUUUCUAGCGUAAAUUAACAAUAUAUAUAGCAAAGAAAUAGAAUUAGGUGAUUUUAAGAUUAUGAUUAUAUCAUUUUGUUAUUUUAGAAUGUCUUUUGGAUUUAUGUUCAAUUUUUUUAAGGAAAUACUCUGUC